Messenger RNA from Alternaria rosae, 2129 nucleotides. RefSeq lists its product as uncharacterized. The record is from RefSeq and is a predicted model, not a curated record. The transcript is spliced from 12 exons. Lineage: Eukaryota; Fungi; Ascomycota; Dothideomycetes; Pleosporales; Pleosporaceae. The coding region runs from base 84 to 2129 and encodes 681 amino acids.
GCUAACGCGCCGCGAAUCUUUCAAUGUUGCGAAGACCGAAGGGAAUGGCAGAGGGCAAUCGCAAGCUAUCAUAAGAACCCACCAUGUCGAUACCGUCCACACCGAGAUGGCCUGCAGACGAGACAGGCGUGCCAGAGAUAGCCGGCGACGAGUGCUUCGGAGACCUGGUAGACAAACUGUGCCAGUUCUUUGAGCAUACCAUCAAGCUGCCACAUAGCUUCGAAGACUUGCGUAGAUCGCAGGAGGGCAGGGCCGUCCAACCUCUCAUCGCAUACCUGUCCACCCAAGUCGACCACCCUGCCCUCGUAUCGGCUCUACUGGCCCUGAAGGGACAUUUCUCUGCCUUGGAAGAAACCAGUGACGAGCCUGGUGUGAACGAAGCGCGAGGCUAUGCAUGCGAAUUCGUAGCUUGGCAAUUCUUGACGAACCUGAAAGAAGCGGACAUCAUAGAGUCUCUACUAGUAGAACUCCCGCCUGCAACGACGCCGACCACCUCCAACCCAGCGAACGGUUACCACUCGGGCGAGAACGAACGUGACACCACACAUACAGACGAGCGGUCGCCUUUGCUUCCCGUAUCCAACACCGAUUACUUUGGCCACGGCGACUCUCCCAGAUCUCGCUUCGGAUCGCUCAUGUCACAAUGCGAGAAUCUCAGUGCAUUGGAGCUUGCAACUGUAUCUGGUGCGAAGAAGUUCCUAUCCCAGAGACCAGUCCAGAAGAUUAUAAAUGGCUUGUGGAAAGGCGACAUCGUAUUCUGGGAGACUCUCAGUCUACAUUCAGAGAAGAAGCCCAAAAAGUAUAACCGAAAGCAGGCCGAUCCCUUCUCCCGGCUACGCGUUCCCUUGUACUUGAAGAUUUUCGAGACACUCUUUUUUGCGGCAUUCUUAGGGCUAUACUACGCAGUUUUAGUGCAACGAAACAACGUCAGAGUGACCAUUCCCGAGAUACUGCUCUACGUUUGGAUUGCCAGCUUUGCAUACGAUGAAUUUUCGGAUUGGUUGGACGCAGGGCAAAGCUCGUUUUAUGCCUCGGACUUUUGGUGGACCUGGGACAUUAGUAUCGUCGUCGUGGGCUUUGUCUUCUGCAUUAUGAGGAUUGUUGGACUGACUACAGCCAACGCUACCACCAUCGAUCUUGCGUAUGACGUACUCGGAUUAGAGGCUCUCUUCCUCGUACCGCGCAUCUUCUCUCUCUUGAGUCUCAAUCGAUACUUUGGUACCCUGAUUCCGUGUCUCAAAGAAAUGACCAAGGACUUCAUCAAGUUCCUGUCACUGGUAGUCAUCCUGUACCUAGGGUUUCUAACUACUUUCGUACUGCUGGCUAGAGAUAGUAGAUUCAACGCGAAGCAGAUGAGUUGGAUACUGAUCAAGGUCUUCUUCGGCUCCAGCUACCUAGGUUUCGAUGUCGCCGAAGAGAUCUCGCCUUUCUUCGGACCUCCUGUAAUGCUUGUUUUCGUCACUUUGACAAACAUCUUGUUGAUUACAAGCCUCAUAUCGCUUUUGAGCAACUCAUUGAGUAAGGUCCUUGAUCAUGCGCGGGAUGAAUAUUUGUUCAUGUACGUCAGCAUGAUCCAACGUGACUUUCUUCAGGCACUGACGACACAGCUAUUCCGUAUACGUGCUCGAAGCAUCAAGCUCGAAUCGAUUGACAUACUUUCUGCCUCCACUGGCGUGCUCAACUUUGCAAGGCUGACCAGCUUCCAGAAUCUCAUUCCGCUAGUCAUUAGACCGUUGCGGCUCGUCCUCCCCUCCGAGCGACUCAGGAGCGUCCGGAUCGUCUUGCUCAAGGCCACGCAUCUACCUCUUGUAUUUGCAAUCUGGGCCUAUGAGCAGUUGACCGAUACCCGUAAUCUCGAUGUGAAAGUGACAUCUUUCAGCGGACCGCAGACACCAACCCCACCAAAAAAGGCUCUUCGGUUGCCGGUCAACUCUCCACGCCUAUUGAUGGCCGAAGCACCAAACUCAUUUGCGAGGAAGCCUCAGAAGCUCCAGGCACGAGCAGGGUUUACAGAAACCGAUGCUCCAUUGAAGACACUAGUCCUCAAGCUUUCAACGCAAGUUGAAGAACUUACUGCGAUGGUGUCGCAGCUCCAGCAGCAGCGCGAAGCGAGCACAUCGGUCGCUUGA